GUUGCGAGUAGUCAAAAGUAUAAUUAGUGUAGUAUCAAAAAAUACUAUUUCUCAAUCUAAUUUCGACUGGUCGUCCAUGUUCACUGUGCAGCUUGGCGAUUCCUGGCUUGAUGAAGCUACAUACAUUGAAGAAGCUUUUACCAUAAAAAGGGCGUUGCGUGAAAUAAGCCAAGAUAUGAUACCACCGCAAGACCAAAUACUCAUCGAGAAGAAAGAUAGCUCAAGAAAAAGUAGUGACUCUAGUGUAGAGUCUACGACAUGGGAGCUAUUGAAGGUGUCAAGGGAGAAGCAGAAGUUCGAAGUAAGUUCGCCCGAUUUUGAUGCCUUCCGUGGACCAGAGCAACACUGGUUACAGAGACCUGACGUCCCGUGGAAGGUGGUGGACACAUCGAAAACUAAAUGUGAAAAGUGGUUGAAUCAAGCUACUGGAUAUUUACACACAAUAUAAAAAUGCAUAAUGGUAUAUAAAUAAAACACUGCAUCAAAUUGGAUAACACACUGAAC
Messenger RNA from Acanthoscelides obtectus, 504 nucleotides. The record is from the annotation of a GenBank genome assembly. Lineage: Eukaryota; Metazoa; Arthropoda; Insecta; Coleoptera; Chrysomelidae.